Molecule: messenger RNA, 3828 nt
Organism: Hevea brasiliensis (rubber tree)
Lineage: Eukaryota; Viridiplantae; Streptophyta; Magnoliopsida; Malpighiales; Euphorbiaceae
Product: cyclic nucleotide-gated ion channel 2
Exons: 9
Coding region: 1497-3584 (695 amino acids)
Source: RefSeq, a predicted model, not a curated record
AGAUUUGGUGGAAUAAUUUUUUGGCCAAGCAGUGCAUAAUGAGGGCGAGGGAGAUUAAAAAAAAAAAAAAGGUAGGUAUCAGAAGCUGACAGAUUCAAGAAGAUGAAACGCAGUACACCCACCGGCCGCUCGCCACCCCGGCCCCCUCCCUCCGCUUAUUAACACACCUGUUUCUUCACGUGUUAUAAAAACUCAUUUAUAUGUAUGUACAAGAGAAUGAAUAUGCAUCCGAAUCUUAUCUAUUAAUUAUUACUCGAAAAAUCAAAGCAUACGUAUAGCUUUCGCUUUUAGCCAGGCAUGCUUAUCCUAGAAGGACAUAUUCUGGGGGAUCACCAUAGCAAACAAGCUAGCCAGGAACUUUCAUUUCUGGCAAAACCAGCAGUGACCAAUUAAUUGCCAAUAAACAAUGAAUAUUUAUAAGAAUAUUAAAGGAAAGAGCAAAGAAACUUCUAUCCUUUUGGAAUAUAUAUUACAAAGAGCAGCAAAAUGAGAAACUCGCUUGCUUGCUGUUCAUUUUCCUAAUAAUUCUUGUGUUUUUCACUCUCUUUUUUUCUGUCGAUCUUUCGUUACACGAUGAUGUGUAUAUAUUAUGGAUUAAGGCAGCGUGUUAAUCAAGAUUAACCCUUGAUCAUCCCAACAAACUUGAUUCACAUGUUAUAAACCUAAACCAUGUUACUAAUUAGCAUACCGCGAGGGGACCAUUAUUAGGUGAUAUAAUACAAAAAGAAAAAGAGAAAGAAAGAGAAAGAACGAAGAAACAGUGGAAGAAACCGGCAAUUUUCAGAUUUCCAAGGCGUAUCUCCAACCUUAUGGCGCUCUGGUGGGCCGAAAAUCUCAGAAAGCAUAUUCAGAUUAAUCCAUAUAUUAUUUUAUAUGCUUGUUUUCAGUAAUGCAAUCUUUAUUUCGGCUUCAAGAAGUUGAUCGAAUGCUAAAGGUUCUCAAUUCUCGUUAAAGAAAUUGUAGAGGGCUUGCUCUUAUUUUUCAGUGGAGUAUAGUAUAUAUGCAACCCUAGCAGCAGCUUCAGGUACAUACACUACUAGAAAUUAACCAACCGUCAUUUCAUGUAAGAUGUGUGCAUAUGCCGGGAAGGUAAAAGAAACGUGUGAAUGUGAUUACCCGCAAAGUCACCAAGUCUUGUCUUUCUUCUGUUCUGGUAAUAUUGCUGGUUUUAGCGCAUGUGGCAGGAAGAAAAUAGAUAACCAGGAGGAUGAUUGUCAUCGGUUUCUGAUUACAUGUUUAAUUAGAAUAUUUUUCAUUUUUAAUUAAUGAUCUGCUAUUGAAGCUGAUGAGAUUGAAAUCAGGUUUGCAGGAGAGCUAGCUAGCCACCAGCUGCUGGGGUUGGAUAUAUAUAUGGUCUACAGCUAUAUCUGCUUCAAAAAGGAUGCCUUAUAGUAGAGUAAUUGGAUAUUGUGUCACCCAUUACAUUUGCAUCUCUUUCAUGCACUUCAAGACACAAUCCCUUUGUGAUCCGUCCUCCUUCUCCUCUUCAUUCAAUCAUGUCGUCUUUCAGGUGGCUCAAUCUUGCAAGACUCACAAACAAACUUACCGAUCAUUGCAAUGGAGGUAAUUACGACGCCGUUUUGGGCUCCACCGAGUGUUAUGCUUGUACCCAGGUUGGCGUCCCCGUCUUCCACUCCACCAGCUGUGACAGCUCCACUGCCCACCACCCCCAUUGGCAAGCCUCCGCCGGUUCUUCCCUCGUUCCAAUACGUGCUUCUUUACCCAAGUCUAACCCGACCCAUGCUCUCACUGGCCCUUUUGGGCCCAUCCUGGACCCACGUAGCCAGUGGGUCCAGUGGUGGAACCGGGUGUUCUUGUUAGCACGUGCAAUAUCUUUGGCUGUUGAUCCGCUUUUCUUUUACGCCUUGAGUUUAUCAUUAGGGAAAGGUGGGGCCCCGUGUUUGUACGUGGACGAUGGGGUAGCGGCUUUCGUUACCGUUGCUCGCACGUGCCUGGACGCUGUGCACCUCUGGCAUUUGUGGUUGCAAUUCAGGUUGGCCUACGUGUCAAGGGAGUCUCUUGUUUUUGGCUGUGGCAAACUCGUGUGGGACGCACGUGCCAUCGCUUCCCAUUACGUAAGGUCGCUGAAGGGAUUCUGGUUGGAUGCCUUUGUCAUACUCCCAUUUCCUCAGGCAAUAUUUUGGUUGUUGGUGCCAAAAUUGGUGGUACAGGAGAAGAUUGAGCUGGUAUUAACAAUAGUAUUGCUAACCUUCUUGUUUCAAUUCCUCCCUAAGCUCUACCAUAGCUUUUGCUUGAUGAGCAGAAUGCGAAAGGUCACAGGCUACAUUUUUGGCACCAUUUGGUGGGGUUUUGGCCUUAAUCUCAUUGCCUACCUGAUUGCCUCUCAUGUUAUUGGAGGAUGCUGGUAUGUGCUUGCUACUCAGCAUGUAAUGUCAUGCCUCAAGGAACAGUGCGAAAGAAAUAGCAACUGCAACCUCUCUUUGUCAUGCUCAAUGGAUGUUUGUUAUCAAUUUAUGUAUCCUGAAGAUAAAUUUGGAAACCAAUGUGGCAAUAACUCAAAAAUGAUUGCAAAACCAUUGUGCUUGGAUGAUGAAGGACCAUUCAAUCAUGGGAUCUACACAGAGGGGCUUCUAGUUGUUACCAGCAAUUCACUUGCAGUCAGGGUACUUUAUCCCAUAUUUUGGGGCCUGUUGAAUCUCAGCUCUUUCGGCAAUGCGCUCGAUCCAACAAGUAACUUGAUAGAAGUCGUGUUCAGUAUAUUCAUUGUGCUGUUUGGCUUUACUCUCUUCACUUUAAUGGUUGGGAACAUCCAGGUAUUUUUGUCUGUGAUCUUGGCAAAAAACAAAAACAUGCAGCUGAAGCGUCGAGACAUAGAAUGGUGGAUGAGUAGAAGACAAUUGCCACCUGAUUUAAGACGAAGAGUUCGGCAUUUUGAAAAUCAGAGAUGGGCAGUCAUGGGAGGAGAAGAUGAGAUUAAGUGGAUGGAAGAGUUGCCUGAGGGCCUCCGAAGAGAUAUCAAGCGCCAUCUCUGCGUAGACCUCAUCAGAAAGGCACCUCUGUUUCACAAUUUGGAUGAUCUUAUUCUUGACAACAUUUGUGAUCGGGUCAAGCCCCUUAUCUACAGCAAAGGCGAAAAGAUAAUUAGAGAAGGAGAUCCUGUGCCAAGGAUGUAUUUUAUAGUGCGUGGACGUGUGAAGCGUAGCCAAGGACUUAGUAAAGGCAUGGUAGCCACAAGUGUGCUUGAGCCUGGAGGCUUCUUAGGUGAUGAAUUGCUCUCCUGGUGCCUUCGCCGUCCAUUUAUAGACCGACUUCCAGCCUCAUCUGCAACGUUUUAUUGUCUGGAUUCAACAGAAGCAUUUGGUCUUGAUGCAAACCAUCUCAGGUAUAUCACUGAUCACUUCAGGUACACGUUUGCUAGCCAAAGACUCAAGCGAACAUUGAGAUAUAACUCAUCUAAUUGGCGAACAUGGGCAGCUGUGAACAUACAAUUUGCUUGGCGACGAUACAGAAUGAGAACUAGAGGUCUAGUGCUUCCUGUAGUGUUAAAUGGGAACAUUGAGAAUCUGCUUCGACGGUAUGCUGCAAUGUUCAUGUCACUCAGGCCACAUGACCACCUUGAAUAAAUGAAAGUGUACCCUUUGUCGGUCCGUCCCGGCAAUAUUACCAAACAAAUAACUAACAAAAAAAAUCUUCUAGUUUCUUUGAAAUCUUAUUUUUCCAUGAAAAUCAUGGAACUCAUAAUAAUAUCUGAACUUGAAAAAUAAAAUGUAUAAAUGCCUGCUCUUUGGCUGCUUAUAAAUUAAUUAGCCAAGAUCAUCUUCAAAGCCUAUGCUUUGGUUGAAUGCUUGUUGUUUGCAUCAUCCUCCA